Messenger RNA from Hyalella azteca, 2798 nucleotides. RefSeq names its product glucosamine-6-phosphate isomerase 2-like (gene Oscillin). The record is from RefSeq and is a predicted model, not a curated record. Gene Ontology annotation, molecular function: glucosamine-6-phosphate deaminase activity; identical protein binding. The transcript has 6 exons. Gene Ontology annotation, biological process: D-glucosamine catabolic process; N-acetylglucosamine catabolic process; carbohydrate metabolic process. Lineage: Eukaryota; Metazoa; Arthropoda; Malacostraca; Amphipoda; Hyalellidae. Gene Ontology annotation, cellular component: cytoplasm. Bases 60 to 860 code for a protein of 266 amino acids.
AGUUUCAGAUUAAUUUUAGUUACUUUCAGAUAAUUUUUAUAGAAAAGUAGAUAGUCAGGAUGCGUUUAGUUAUAUUAGAGAGCUCAGCUGAGGUGACAGAGUGGGCAGCUCGCUACAUCACCAAGAGGAUCAACGACUUCAAUCCUGGACCUGACAAGUUCUUUGUUCUCGGGUUGCCUACUGGGGGCACACCACUGGGCACCUACAAGAAGCUGGUGGAGUAUCACAAGGCUGGUAAAGUCAGCUUCAAGUAUGUCAAGACCUUCAACAUGGACGAGUAUGUUGGCAUACCCCGCAACCACCCACAGUCAUACCACACCUUCAUGUACGAGAACUUCUUCAAGCACAUUGACAUCGACCCUGUCAAUGUGCACAUCCUGGAUGGCAACGCUGAGGACCUCCAGAAGGAGUGCGACAACUACGAGAAGCUCAUAGCUGACGCGGGGGGCAUUGAGCUCUUCAUGGGGGGCAUCGGGCCGGAUGGACACAUCGCGUUCAACGAGCCCGGGUCCUCGUUGGUGUCGCGCACGCGCGUCAAGACGCUCAACGUCGAGACGAUCGCCGCGAACGCGCGCUUCUUCGGCGACGACCUCAGCCUCGUGCCCAAGCAGGCGCUCACCGUGGGCGUGGGCACCGUCAUGGACGCCAACGAGGUGAUGGUGCUGGUGACGGGGAGCCACAAAGCGUACGCGCUGCACAUGGCCAUCGAGGAAGGGGUGAACCACAUGUGGACGGUGUCAGCAUUCCAGCAGCACCCGCGCACCCUCCUGCUCUGUGAUGAGGAUGCCACGCUUGAGCUUAAGGUCAAGACCGUCAAGUACUUCAAGGACUUGUGGCAGGUGCACAGCAAACUCAUCUGAGCCUCAGCGACAGCAGCGGAGACAUCAGCUCUUAUGAGGAACAAAACAACAACAGACGAACAAGGAGAACAAAUUAGAGUGACAUAAUACGCAUUUAACGCUUAAGUACAAGACUAUAAAUACAUGAACAACACGUUUCCACGUCUGGCCCACACCUGGAGUCUGCUUCUUUCUGUUCACCAAUCAGCGGUAACAUCGAUAGCUUCCUGUGCAAUGCGCUCUCUAGUGAUUAGGUUAGCAUCAUGCUAGUGUCAUGUUAGUGUGAGGUGGUCACCAACCAGUGACUAUCCUGGGGACCUGAGAGUGAUAAGAGUGAUUCUGUGUUGGGAGGAGGGUAGGGGGUUGAUCCUUCGGACCCGUGUCAGAUAAUUCCAGCUACUGACUCACGAGUUGCGUCGAAGGCGGACGAAACUUCACCAGACGCGACUUCAGCUCAGUGCAGGGGCAUCAAGUAGCACCACAUGCGCUACCAUCACUCAUGCUACUGCUCAGCAUUCCUCGCGACCUUCUUUGAACAUACAUUCCAUGUUUUACUGCAUCGAUAAAUGAUUAAAAUGCAUGGAAAUUCCUUGCCAUUUCACAAGACUUCAUUCGAUUGACGUCAAAUUUUUAGCUCAAUGGCCCUUGAUGAAGGUUCCUUCACUGAUCCUACGUCAUGACUGGCCGUCUCAUGAUUUAUUUAUAAUAUAUUCAAUUUAUAAAUGAUUAAUUGAUUUAAAUAAUAAUAUUAAUAAAUAUUGUGGUUAUUUUAGUAAUUAGUAAUAACAAGUUGACAGCAGUGGCCCAUGAGGGCACGCGAGAGUGAAGCCGCCAUACCGGACUGUGCCGGAUUGGGGACUUACCGGAUUGGGGACUUACAAACGAGCUCUCUCUUUAGCGAACAAAUUAUUUAACUAAUAUAAAUGCGUUAUUCGUUAGGGAAAUGAUAAUAGAUGCAAUUUUGAUUGCUUCAAUGUUAAUAUUCGCUGCUGGUUUUGGCAACUGUUGUGUUCGUCGAACCCAAGUAAAUAUAGAGCGCUUGCGAAAUAAUAAGUGCAAUAGUGUGAAGUAUUGCUGACCUUAGGGAAAAUUUGGAAUGACCCAGCUUAUGGUAGCUAUUUUUGUACGUUUUUUAUACAGUAGGAUCAUGAGUCGUAAGUGUGUUACUGUUUCAACUGUUAGUGAAUGAAUAGAUUUGGCUUCUGGUGGCGAUCGUAGCUUUUGGAAUUCUGGAUCAGGAAGAGAGUGAAGAGUUAUGAUUUUAAAUUGUACAUCAAAUUGCACACGAUUCAGUAUAUUAUUAGUAUUUUUUAUUAGUUUAAAAUCAGAAAAAACGCGCUGCCUUGGCCCUGCCAAGGUUUACAUCACUUAUUUAAUUUGUACACAUAAACCGACCGGCCAAGACACGUUCCAUUUCUAACUAGUAAUACUUGCUGUAAGUGUUGCUACUUCCGCACUUUGCUGCCUUACUUUUACUUGUUUUUUAUGUUUGUGGGUUAGCUUGGUUGCUCUAUUGAUCAAACGCUUUAAUAUUGUUAUCGCUUCGUUAGUAGUAUAUAUUUUUGCCGUCAAGCACGUAGGAGAAUACACCCUUGAAAUUGAAUAGACUUGAGGUCGCAUGGCGGCCAUUGCCAAGCCUCCCGGUGUGCUGGCGUAGACUUGAAGUCCAUACGGAACUAAACGAGUUGAGUUUUAAAUUUUGUUAAUGGUGUUGUUUUUCUGCAUUAUUAGCUCAUGGAUCUUGUGCCAUAUCACACGCCCGCAAUCAUCGUAAUAUUUAUGGAGAUUAAUAAUGCCGAUAUUUAUUGUUAUAUUUUAAUUCAAUCUAUUAGUUUCUGCGAACAACUUGUUCUUUAAAAGGGUCGUUUUGUUAUGACGUGCAUGUCUUAUUUAAUUUUUUAAUCUUGUUUGAAGUUAUUGAUGAAAUACACAAGAGCUUCUGAUAGUGUUUCCGUCUGU